CUCGGCCAACAGGCUGUAACAACGACCCUGUUGCUUUUCAGUGAUGUCACAAACAAAACGUUGGGAGCUCGCACUUCCAUGAUGUUAGAAAAGAUGUUUAAUGGCUAUGACAAGAGACUGCGGCCAGACUUUGGAGGUAACUCCAACUUUAUAUAAUUUAAGUCAAAAAUUUCAAUUCAAACUCGCGGUUAAAUUUUACCCGGGGGGCCGUAAUUUGAAUUACAGCGGGUCCGAAAGUAGUUUAAUAGAAAAUAAACGUUUGUAAUGAGAUUGACACUGCUCUUAGAAACCGCAGUUGGCACAUGCAAUGAGAGUGGACUUUUAAUUUGGCCUUAUUUGCAGGUGCUCCAUGCAAAAUAAACAUUUCCCUGCACGUGUCAUCGAUGGUUCCCAUUAAGGAAAUUGAUAUGGUAAGAUUAUCAUCUAGACUACCUUAAAUCAAGAUACUAUAACUAUGUAUCUCAGUUCUGUCUUCGUUGUUUGCGACUUCAAUACUCGUCAAAUUUAGUUGAAACGCUAGUUGAAAGCUGAGGUUUUUCGACAUGUAACUCCUUCUCAACCAAUUUUCUUCUCCUAUUGCCAGUGUAGAGACUCGCGGUUUUUAAAUAGAUAAUAAAUGCGAAGGUAAAUAUUUUAGAGUUUUCAACAACUUUAAGGACUACUGCGGCUGCAAUCAUGAAAGACAACACUGUAUAAUUAGUCAAACAAACUUUACAAUGUGUCAUGUUUCGGUUACAGGCUUCGCGCGACUAGUAACUAGUAACUUCUGUCCCUCGCUUGGCGAGUGGCACCCGUAAAUUUUCCCGCGCUUAGCAGCCAUCGCAUGUUUCCCAGUCACGUCAUCGCUUCGAGCUCUAGUUUAGGCAGUGUUGUUGGAUUUCGAAGUAGAACUUGGUGUAAGCCUACAUAUGUUGUCCCAGCGUCACUCGGUCUGUUAUGGUAGUUAGGCUAGGAUGUUUACAACAAUUUAGUUUUAUUAACUCAGUUGACGAAUUCAAUGAAGAAAAGCAUUGAAGAGCGGUCGUUGCGACCGCUAGCUCUUCGUCAGAAGCGAAUCCUGGAGUCCCAAGGCGUUCUCGGCUCGGACAAUCCGGGACUCUAGCGUGAUCUGUGACGUCACCAAGAGAGACGCCGACCCUUUCCCAGGAAAGAGGCAAGGGAUAACUUCUAGGGGCAGGCUGGAUCAUCCAUUUUAGGCCACUAGGUACUUUAGUGCAUUGAAAAGUGGAAUCUGCACAGAAUCUAUGACCAUUUACUCAGCGAAGAAUGUCUCAAAGCAUAUGUAACGAUAAGGAGGAGUGAAGAUUAGUAGCCAUAGACAGUUCAGAAGCAUAAACAUGCUUCUAUAACAAUUUUAAGUAUUUAGCAAGAGGUUAAACCCUCUUAUCCAUGCCAAAUAUCAUUCUUGUCGACUCUUGAAUCCUCCUGCGCCCUUCCAUUAAUGAUCCUUUAAUUUUUGCAAAUAAUGGCUUUAUUUUAAUCCAGGAGGUGACGAUCGUUAUGUUCUUCCGUCAACAUUGGACUGAUUCUCGUCUAGCAUAUGGUCCUUCAUUGGGAAUUCCAAAGAUAAAGCUCCUUGGGAACAUUGUCGAUCAAGUUUGGCUACCGGACACUUUUUUUAUAAACGAUUUGAGCGGCGCAAAGCCGAGUGAAGAUUUCUUGUUUGAACUGACUGAAGACGGACGUAUUACGUACAGCCACAGGUGCUUGGAAAGUCAUUUAACUUAUUUGUUUUUCGUAUGAUUUUGAAAAAGUUGACCUUAUUUGAAAAUAAUUUCACUGGCAUCGCUUGCAAAUAAUUUAACUGUUUACUUUUGUCCGGGGUCAAACGCUGUAAUGAAAGUACGCUUAUUAUGUUUUCCUUUAUAAAUUAUCCCCCGGUUUAGGAAAUCACUUCGUUUGUACUGUCCUAUGGAUUUGCGAAAAUUUCCCAUGGACAAACAAAUUUGUGAAAUGGACUUUGAAAGCUGUAAGUAUUUUAAUACAUACAAAAUGUUCCUCUUUUACAAACCACAGCAGCAUAGCUGUCGCGUCCCGAUGUUUGAUUCAAACUUAACGCCAAAUAGUGGGCAGGCAAUUAUGCUUUUGCGCAUGCGUAAGUGACCUUCUGUGUGAUAGUUAGCAUUAACUAUCAUCAUUUGUUCAAUUUCUUUUUAUAAAAUGAUGUGAAUGCUACGCUCGUUGUGAUUGGUCGUUGCCCAUGAUCUAUUAGAAUACAGAUACAUGGAUAACGUCACAGAAAAUUUGUUUUAUUUGUGUUUUUUUUCAACAUGGCGCGUGGUUUUGAAAAUGUUUGUGAGAUUACUAUGGAUUAAGCAAGUGAAAGUCUCGAAAAAAAGUUUAUCAGGAGCUAUUUACAACGAAAAAUAUGGUGAAAUGGAGGCAAAAAGAGUUUUUGACAACUUGAGAAUGUCUAAACUGAAAGAAAUCUUUACAACAGUUGCCAUCGCGUGUCAUCGCUACAAGAGACUCGCUGUUUUGCAAAAUGUUUUCGCCAUUAUUCUGCUUUGAGCAAGAAAAGAAAAAACUCUUCGAAGAAACUGUAUGCAAGUAAGGUAACGAAAAAAAAAGCAUAGACGAAAAGUAGCGUUUGGGACCAAAAAAUGUGCCUAAACUAGAACAAACCUCGAACAGUUAAAAGCGGUACGAGGUAGGUACGAGUAUCGGUCUUUUUUCUCUUCUGAUUAUUGUAGAAAACAAGUAGAUUCCAUGUUGCCGUGGGUCUGUUCAGUAAUAGAUCACAGAAAAUGUCAAAAUGCGGUAGAAACAUCUGCAGUGACACACUCGCCUGCGGCUCGUGUACCACUUCUUUGUUCUCAGCACAUUUUGACGUCAUCUGUGAUCUAUUACUGAACAGGCGCACGGUAACACGGAAUCUAUUUGUUAACUCGACUAAUCUUUGCCUAGAGCUGCGAACUUUGUGAUCAGCGCCAAUGUAUUGAGAACUCUGGCUAGGCCCGGUAUUGCGCGCAAGCACAGUAAAUUCCCUUCCUUAGGCUAUAACAUAGCCUAGCACUAGGUCAACCAAUCAGAACGCAGCGUUGAUAAUAGACCACUAGUUGGAUUUUACUAAAAGUCGUUACUGUUUUAAGUUUCCGUGUCUGCGCAGAAAUGCCAAAAUCCGUGUUUGGGGCCCCAUUCUCAACCCCAGUGCUUGCGCUUCAUGCGCAGAAGAGCUCUGGGGUCGAGGUUGGAUUGUUUCGACCCUAGCCAGAACUUUCGGUCUAUGGUGCUGACCAAAAGGAUCGUAGCCCUGGGAGAUCUUAUAAAUGGCUACUUUACUUCCUUAGUUUCUUAUGAUGUUCGGGAUGUUUUCUACUCCUGGCUAAAUCAAGACCCGGUACAAAUAGACAAUAAGGUUCAGAUACCUCAGUUCAUGCUGAUGGAUUGGCGACUAAAAUUUACUCUUCACGAGUAUACCACAGGUACUGAUUCAGUGUUUGAGAUCGAUCCCUGUAUGAGCUAGCACACAUUCAGGCACUAGUCACUCAGACUUUUCUUAGUUUUAAUAGAAGAGAGUGGUGAUUGAGGCAUUGCAACAUAAGGGGGAUACAGCAACAACCACUACAAUUGCUUUUUGGCUUAUUAUAAUUAAUUUCUUUGCUGUCUUUGUGUAGUGUGAACGCAUUCAUUAAGAAUGAUUCAGUUCCAGGAAAACUAUGCCAAAACUGCAAAACAUUUGAGCGAGUUGGAAAAGCCGCGAUAAAAUCUGAAAGAACGCGAAGCGAAGACAAGGGAUUUCCCAGGGGGUGGGGUACUCCGGAUUUCGAGUGACAGGGCUGAUCGAAUGGGGACAAAAAUCAAAACCCAAAAAAAUCCGAUGCCGAAUUUCCGAACCAUAAAAAUUCCCAGAGGAGUACCCUCCUGGGUCAGAAUUACGCCUCAAAAAUGUUCCAAUAAAGUAUUUACCUUCAAAAUGAGCCCCUGAAAAAUGUUUAAAACAGUGAGCAUGCAUUUCCUUAGUCCAACUCUACCGCGAAAAUUAAAUUAUAAUCAUUUCGUGUUUUUAAAUUUUCCUUUGUUCUGCAACAUGAGAACAGUAUUAUCUAUAAUAAUCUUCUCAUUCUCUAUUGUCUUCCUUUUAGGGAAUUUUAGUAGACUGUCAGCAGUUUUCCGUUUCAAAAGACAACUAGGUUUUUACCUUCUUCAAGAAUUUAUUCCGACCGUUUUGAUCGUAGCGCUAAGCUGGGUUGGCUUUUGGAUCGAUGAAAGAUCGGUACCCGCUCGAGUGUCCCUCGGAAUCACGACAGUGCUCGCCUUGACGACGCUUAUGUUUGGGAUACAAGCCUCUCUGCCACGAGUUGGUCACGUGAAAGCGAUUGAUGUGUUUUUGAUGGGUAGUUUUAUCUUCGUAUUUGCCACUUUGAUCGAGUAUGCUAUCAUCUGUCAUUUGCUAUCUAUUCAUCAAACAACUAGUGAAGUAAGCGAUACGUUCCAUCAAGUCUUUGAAGGCAAACAAGUAGAACUUCAGGUGAACGUUUUACAAUUUUUUGACUUGCUGCUCGUUUUAUUUAGUAAAAGGGUUCCAACAGGGUUCUUCAAUCCCGUCAUCCCGACACAAAUGAUCGCGCUAUCCCUUUAUUUCGAUAGCUAUUUUGGACGUACAGUCGCGGAGCCUUCACUAAUGGUCACCUCAAAACAACGGCCACUUUCUUCUGACCCCAAGGUGGCCGGUGUGGAGAGGUUCAACUGCAUCACCUCGCGUGUAUAAUUUCAAUCCCGAAUCCCGUCCCCGUUUUGCUAGAAAAUCCCGAAUCCCGAGCUUCAUAAGGGACAUCCCGGAUCCUAAAAAACCUAUUGGGGAACCCCUAGUAAGACACCGUUGGGAGCUGUACUCCGGGCGUUCUUCUUGGAAAGAUGUGGAUCCCGGGGUAGGUCCGGGUCCCCAGAUCCCGAGCUUCAUGAGGGACAUCCCGGAUCCCGAAAAGCCUAUUGGGAACCCGGCCUCUAUUAAGACACCUUUGGGAGCUGUACUAGGCGUUCCUUUUGGAAAGAUGUCGGUCCCAGGGGAGGAGGUCGGAGGGGGCAAUCAGUGGAAAGUUUGAGUGGUAGUUUUUCAAGCCCUGACCCUGUUUAACUCAAAAACUAUUGGCAUUCAUUUUGUUGCCCUGUUUAAGAUAAGUGCCCAUUUUUUAAGGGCCUUGUUAUCGAAUACAGCACACGAAGAAUGCACGCCGCCAAAGUUUCCGCCAAAACUUUGAAUGGUGAAAUUGUAUACCCCGUUUAAGACACUCAUUCAAAAUGCCGAAGACCACUAGCCUGUUCCAGGUUCGAGAUAGUCGUUGAGAAAGCGCGAAACUAGAGGAAAAUGGGACGAGGAACGGUGACUCCCUUUCUUUUUCCCGCCACCACCCCUUUCCCCCAGAUCACGCGCUCAUAUUUUCGCGCACAUUUCAUUUACGCGUCGUCCCUACUAUCUGGAUUAUCUGGGAGCCUAAAAAAGGCUGGAAAACUACUCACAGUUCAGCAGCAGAUUCCCGUUUAGGCUUAAUAACGGGGUGCCCCCAGGGAUGUCGCUCUAUUAGAUUGUCUGUGUGUCAUCGGGCGUUUCUAUGGUGAAAGUGCAACAAGGAAGCGAGAAGGUGAAACCUAACAAUCUCCUCUUCCAUAAAAAUAAUGAGCUAGGCAUGAUAUCCAGGUUACCUGAUAGGUGGGGCCAAAGGUAGCGCCCUCGGGCGUUAUUUCAUAUAUAAGUGACGGGGAUGCUCCUCGGGGAGAGGGGGACUCCGCAUAUGAAAGGGGUGUGGAUGCUCGUCGGAAAUUUUGAAUUAAACCCCUGAAGGAGACCGAUCUGGGCGUGGCCCAAGCUUCUUUUGACCCCUAAAAGAGACCAUGUUAAAACACAGACAAAUGAGAAAACUUGGAUUAUAUGAAUGGAGUAAAUAAAACAAAUUAAAAAUAUACAUAUCAAAUAUAGAUAUUUUUAUAUUUUUUCGCGUUCAACCCUAAACGAAACCUUCACGGCUAAAUAUGAUGGCGUUUUGCCCAGAACACUCUAAUAUAAGUGAGACCAAAAUCCGAAAUUUACACCCGUAAGGGAAACCAAUGUGGGCGUGGCUCAUGUUUAAACUGACCCCUAAAGGGGACCAUACUAAAACAGACAUCUAAAUAGAAUUGUAUAAUGCCUGGGAUGUCGUGUUCGUUUUUAAGCGUUAGCCGAUUUCUGUACGGUCAGCGUCACGUCAGUUUCUUUAUAUAUGCCCAGCCCUAAGCGAUACCUGAAUGGGCAUAUAAGGUGACCUUCCGUCCCAAACCCCCUUAGUAAGACCGAAAUCUGCAAUUUCCACCCCUAAGCGAGACGAAGAGCAUCCCUGUCACUUUUAUAUGGGAGUUCCCCCCGGGAGAUAGCGGCUGAGGAACGAAAUUCGAGGCUGACACUGAGAUUGCAAGAUGGUUUUCAUCAUUAGCAUCAUCAUUAAACCCCUUCCUUACAGUUCCAACUUUGUUACUGUCAUUUGGUUUGUAGAAAAGACGUGGUAACGGAAAACACGAUUCUCUCUUGAGUAAUUUUCGAUCACGAUUUUUCGGAAAGCGUAUUUCCGACGUCAAAACAGGCCAAGCGUCGUCCGUGCAUCAGGGACAGCGGUGUAGAAUUGACCAGCAUUGCAGGAAGUUGUUUCCAAUGGCCUACGUCUUAUUUUUGUCAAUAUACUUUGUGGUUUACUAUUUUGCAGACUUUUAA
Porites evermanni is the source of this 6682-nucleotide messenger RNA. The record is from the annotation of a GenBank genome assembly. Lineage: Eukaryota; Metazoa; Cnidaria; Anthozoa; Scleractinia; Poritidae.